Messenger RNA from Magnolia sinica, 594 nucleotides. Its product is annotated as CBL-interacting protein kinase 24-like. The record is from RefSeq and is a predicted model, not a curated record. Gene Ontology annotation, biological process: signal transduction. The coding region runs from base 1 to 594 and encodes 197 amino acids. The transcript has 6 exons. NCBI's taxonomy places the organism in Eukaryota, Viridiplantae, Streptophyta, Magnoliopsida, Magnoliales, Magnoliaceae.
AUGACUUCUCCAAGUCUUGCUUGUCGUAUUAAGAUCGAGGGAAUCAGAAGUGAUGAAUGGUUAAAGAAAAAUUAUAUGGCUGUUAGACAUGGUGAAGAGGAAGAAGUUAACUUGGAUGAUGUCCAUGCUGUUUUCGAUGACAUCGAGGAUCAGUAUGUAUCCGAGCAAAUGGAAGUAAAUGAAAGUGGUCCUCUGAUAAUGAAUGCUUUUGAGAUGAUUACUCUAUCUCAAGGGUUGAAUCUUUCAGCAUUGUUUGACAGGCAUCAGGAUUAUGUAAAACAGCAAACCCGCUUCAUCUCAUGCAAACCUGCAAAAACCAUCAUAUCAACUGUGGAAGUCAUUCCAAAAUCCAUGGGGCUCGCAGUCCAUUCUCGUAACUACAAGAUGGGACUCGAAGGCAUAUCCGCAAAUAAGACUGGUCAGUUUGCAGUUGUCUUGGAGAUUCUCAUAACAGAUGCAACAGUAAAACCGAUAACAGACAAGAAUAUAUUCAUGACAGAUGCACCAAUAGAUUUACUAUUUUUCACAACAAUGGUCCUGAACCAUGGGCCCCACAUGUUGAGUGAAAACGAAUGUACUGCUGUGGAAAACUAG